UCAGUACAGAAUCAAAUAAAAUGUUUGUAAACAAUCUGACGGUUCGAAAAAAAGAAUUAGGGUUGUUUUUUUCGCCAAUAUCUUCGAUUAUCGCGCUUAGUUGAAUUUAUUUAUCAUUAAUUUUAAUGUUAGUCAUUUUACAAAGAUGCCUGUUUGUGCAAACAACCUUGUCAUUUCUAAAUUUAGAAAAUAUCCCAUAACCAUAUAUGGGCAGCAGUUUUUCAAUUUUUUAUGCAUUUAGAAUUUUAACUGUCAUUCAAAAUAGAACGUAGAUUUUGUAAGACUACUACUGGAAUAAUUUGUGUUUAAAAGACUUGUCCUGUUAAGUAGGGUUGAAGUUGAUAGACAGUGUCUGUUGUGUUAAAGAAGGGAAAGCUCUAAAGUGAGGUCAAUACAGGUCACAGUUAGUUUAUUAUACAAAGUAUAUGGUAGUUUGGGGAACUGUUCCUGUAGAAACUUGGAAUUGCUGAGUGACUCAAACUGAUCAGUUUUUGUGAAAAAUCAAGCCAAGAAGUUGUAUGUUUAAGAGAAGUAGAGCUAUGGAGGCAUGUGCUAAAGAAGAAGAAAUUCAAGAUAUGGAUGAGACACAGGUUAAAAUGAAUGACCCUUUCCUUGAAGUUCUGAUUCCAGAAGGUGAACCAACUAUAUUUUCAGCCAUACGUUAUGGAGAUAAUGACAUGGUGGAUCGGCAGUUACGGCAAGGCAUUGAUUUAAAUGAAAAAUUUGGAGGUGGUACCUAUAGAGUGAAGAAUAAUGCAAUGGCUCACAGGGUGCAGACUUCACAUUAUGCAGCUCUCCAUUUGGCAUCUUUACAUUCUACAUGUGAGGCGCUGAGGUUGUUGUUAGAACAUGGUGCUAAUAUUAAUAUUCUGGAUGAGCAGCAGAGAACCCCACUCCAUUUUGCUGUUGUUGCCUGCAGGAUUUCUGUGAUAAAAUUUCUCAUCUUAAAAGGAGCUAAUAUUGAUGUACAGUCUUCCAGUGGCCGCACUCCAUUGUUAGAGUCAGUGAUAAAUGGAAGCUACAGCAUUGCUAGAAUUUUCAUAGAUGCUGGUGCCCAGCUUGACUUAAUGGACACAAAAGGGACUUCAGUUCUUCACCAGCUGUGUUUCAGCAGAGAUCCUAACAUGGACAUGAUCAGACUUGUACUUGAGAAGAAAUGUAAUCCAAAUAUAGCAAAUCUGAAAGGAGGAACACCCUUGAUGUUUGCUUCAGCAAUGAAAAGACAUUUCAGUGUGGAACUGAUCAACUUGCUUCUAGAGAAUGGUGCAGAUAUAAAUCUGACUGACAAGAAUGGUAGAUCAGCUAUACAUUUUGCAGUGGAACACAAGUCUACAUUUAGGGGUUUGGUGAAUAUUCUGCUGUUUCUUAUACAGCAUGGUGCCUCAAUAAACACACCAGAUAAAUCUGGCAAACUAGUACUGGAUCAUGCAAUGAAAACUAUGGCACUAUCAACAGUAAAAUGUCUUCUAUGUGUGGACUGUCCACGUGAUGUCAGCUACAUCAUGGAACACCCACAGAUUAUCUAUCUAUGUGAACAUGUUCCUGACUUUAAACAAUGGCUGAUAGAAGAACUGUACACACCUAGAUCAUUAAUGAGGCUGUGCCGGAGCACUGUGAGGGCGAGUCUUAGUCCAAACAAUCUUACAAAUGUACACAUGCUUGAUAUCCCAAGACAGUUACAAGACUUUAUUCUUUGUAGGGAUAUCCGAGGGCAGGAUAUUCUUACUUAGUCUUUGUAGGAGAUAAUGUUGCUUGUUAAAGUUUGAAGGAGCAUUCAGUGAUAUUAUUUGUCAAGGUUUGUUCAAGAGGGCACUAUCAUGCUUAGUGGUACUUGAGAGGAUAUUCUGGGUACUUUUGCAAACAUGAUAUUGGAAGAAAAAUUCCGAAUUGUAGGGAUAUCUCCGUCUUUAGUUGUUUUAUAGAGAUAUAAAAGGAAAUAUUGCUUAAUACUUUUUGAAAAGCCAUCAGAGAUAAUGAGGAGAUUUCAAGAUAUAUGUAUGACUCUAUGUAGUAAACCUCUGAGGGCUCUGAAAUUAUCAAAAUAACUUUCUUUCUGCUUGUUAAUCUGUAUAUUUCAAAUUAGAUUUAGAUUUCAUAUUAAAUUUUGAAAGUAUAUGGCUGAAUUGUGCUAACGUUGCAAUAAUCCAAAUUUAAAUACCUCCCUGACAUAUUGAAAUGGAGCAGAAUCCUAUAGAUACCUACACAAUUUUUUUUCAAUGUGUCAAAGUUAUUGUGUAUGACGGUCUUCAAGUCUUUUGUUGCAUAUGUUCAAAGAAGUUUUCCAACGGUGAUAUUAUAAGCUUUAUUUGUGAUAAUUUAUUAUUGUUUUUUCCAUUUACUAUAUUUUUAGCUCUACUAUUCAAAGAAUAGUCUAGCUAUUCUACUCAUCCUGGCAUCGGCGUAGGCAUCACAUCUUGGUUAAUGUUUUGCAUGCAAGUACUCACAGCUGUCAUUUAAAGGCAUAUAGCUUUGAAACUUAUUUUUUCUUUUUCUAGGUCAAUUACCAACCUCACUGGGUCAAGUCCCAUAACUCUUGACAUGUAUUUUGGCCAAAUUAUGCCAUCUUUUGGACUUAGAAAAUUCUGGUUAAAGUUUUACAUGCAAGUAUCUAUCUCCAGAACUAAUGCAGAUAUUGAAUUGAAAAAUCACACGUGUCUUCAGGAUCAUAAAACUAGGUGAAAGCAUCAAGAGCCAUAACUCUGACAUGCAUUUUGGCCAAAUUAUCUCCAGAACAAAUGCAGAUAUUGAAUUGAAACUUCACACGUGUCUUCGGGGUUAUGAAACUAGGUGAUAGCACCAAGUUCCAUAACUCUGACAUGCAUUUUGGCCAAAUUAUGCCCCUUUUUGGACUUUGAAAAUCCUAGUUAAAAUGUUGCGUGCAAGUACAUUUAAAAGGAUAUAGAUUUGAAACUUAUGUUUUCUUUUUCAGGAUCAAUUACCAACCUCACUGGGUCAAGUCCCAUAACUCUGACAUGUAUUUUGGGCUAAUUAUGCCCCCUUUUGGACUUAGAAAAUUCUGGUUAAAGUUUUGCGUGCAAGUUACUAUCUGCAAAACAAAUGCAGAUAUUAAAUUGAAACUUCACGUGUCUUCGGGGUUAUAAAACUAGUUGAUUGCAUCAAGUCCCAUAACUCUGACAUGUAUUUUGGGCAAAUUAUACUCCCUUCUGAUUAAAGUUUUGAAUGCAAGUUACUGUCUCCAAAACUAAUGCAGAUACUGGAUUGAAACUCUGUAGAGAUUUUAACAUUGGGGUAAUAUUCCUGCUUCUGCGACAGCGAUUCAAAUAGUCCAGCACUGGCUGUCGUACGGACUGGCUGUCGUACGGACAGCUCUUGUUUCUUUUAGUCUUCCAAUUUUAUCUUUAUUAUAUCCCACAUACAAAGUAUAUGAGGGUAUUAUUGGGUCACACUUGUCUGUCCAUUCAUUCAUCAGUUUGUAAAUCAUUUCUUAAACGGUUGCAGAUUACUGUUGGUCCAGUGCCUAAAUCCGGAUGCUUUUGAUAGUUUUUGGACGAUAACUUUGCAUUCUGAAACAACACGUACAUAAGAUUUUGAAUGUAUAAUUUUAGGUUCUGUAUAAAUCUUCAUGCAAAACAACAAAACUGUAUAUUGCUGGUUUCAUCAUAAAAAAAUCAUCCGAAGAGGCCAGUAAAAACUGUCAAAAACAACCUUCAGAGUGCCUAAAAACUCGAACACUAUUUGGAUAUGAAAUGCAAUGAGUCAGUGAGCCCAAAAAUAUUAUUUUAAUUAUAAUUAUAUAUACAACUUUGACAGAAGCAAAGUAGUCAAAUUCAGUCCUGUAAAUAAAUACAAACAUCCCUGUUCGAUUUAAGUUUUAUUAACUGUUAAUCACGUCAUCAUGUGGACUAGUUUCUAAUUUAAUAUAUAACUGCGAAAGAUAGCAAUGAUAUAAUACUUAAUAAAAUCUAUCUGAGCAAAACUACUUUUACUGGGAUCGAAAGGGAAACAACUAGAAGAAAAUGGGCUGAUUUUAUGUAAUGAGUUGCUUCCCUUGUCUGCAAAAUGUCAUUAUUUUCUCUAUUAAAUUAAUUAUUAUAGAACAGAUAUCGGUUAAAUUUCUUAAAUAAAUACUGAUGGUAGUACAGAAUUCUAAACAUUUUUUUUACACCUGUUUUGAUCAAUUUAGAAAAAGAGUCAUCUGCAAUAGGUUGAAUAUUUUUCUUAUUAAAUCAGUACCUCGUUGCACCUCAAAUAACUGGCACGCACUGUAUGACGUUAUCCCCCGAGACACAAUGUUUACUUUAAGCGAUGGGGAUAUUUGAAGGUAAUUUUCUUUGGAAAUACCUACAUAUAUAUACACUGUUGUUGACAAGUGGUCACCAAGGCUUUCAUUUGCGUCGAUCGUGAUCAUUUCAUUAACAAAUCAUGAUCUUAAAGUGCUUUUCAACGGUGUCCGAAUUAUUAGGCACUGUUCAGAUUUAGGUAUGUCACAAGUGCGCAUAAUUGUACAGUCAUUAUAUCAGGAGAAUCACAUAUGACGUUGGUCACCAGGUCCAAGGUCAAGUUCAUACUAAUAGGUCAAAUGUCUAAUAAUUUUGUGACUGCUCCAUAUUUUCUACACUGCUAAGUAUUUUCUUGAAACUAGCAUCAUUUGCUUUCCACAUCAAUGUGACUUGUAGAGUGCACAACCCAGGUCACUACUAAGAGAUCAAGGUCACCCUGGGAGGUCAAAGUUCAAAUAUCUUUAUUACAGACCUAUUACUGGAUUUCCAAUAAUUGCAUACAAAUGCUCACCAUCAUAAUCCAACAAGAAUCAUGCAUGACCCAGGUCACUUGGUCCGAGGUCAGGGUCACACUUAGAGGUCAGAUGUAACGUAGUAGCUAAACUUCAUGUCAGCUACAAUGCUUCUAAACUGCAUAAAAAAUUUUCAUUAAAGUAAAAUCAAUUGUUUGCCUGCUCAAGAUAAUAUGCAGAGUGCACAGUCCAGACCAGUAGAUCCAAGGUUAAGGUCACACUCGAAGGUCUUAUUUCAAAUACUAGUAGCUUUAUUUCAAACUGUUUGACUUUCAAGUAGCUACAGCAGAUGUUCAAGACCAAAAUAUGACAGACCUCACACAUGAUCCAGGUCACUACACUAGAUCCAAAGUCAUGGUCGAAUUUGUAGGUCAAAGGUCAAAUACCUUCAUUUCUUCAUCAAGAUGACAUGUAGAUUGUAUGUCCAAGAUCACUUUGUCCAAGUUUAUGUCUUACUUAGAGGUCAAAGAUCAUGGACACAGUAUUUCAAAAUGUGACUGCAGGUCAGUGAUAGCUCUAAUUACUUCAAAAGCAUAUAUAUGUUCAUAUCAAAUUUGUAAAUUUUAGAUAUUUUAUUUUUGUUUUUAUUCCAUACCUCAUGUUUUUAUUUCGAUGUAAAUGAGAUGUGAAACCAAAAUUUGUAGUCCUGUUUGGCGCCAUAUAACCUAUACUGUGUUGGUGAGCCUUAAAAACCCAAAUGAAUAAAUUAUUGUUGUUUUAAACUUGUGAUAUUUUAUUAACAUUUGUUUCAUUUAUGUUUUUGUGGUUAUAGCUAAAUUGACAAUUUCCUAUUACUCCUGUCUUCAUAUCUGUCAGUUCGUUGGUCUUUUUGUGAUAUUUUAACAGUGAAAUUUGAAAUUUUAUUUGUAAUUUAUUGAGAGUCAUCCUAGACUGCUAGUAUUUUGCAUAGACAUACAUUCAUUGAUUUCAAAUUUCAUAGAGUAAAAACUUCGUGAUUUAUAUUUUCUAUGGAUGUAAAUUUGUCAGUUGACUCAACCAACAAAGGUACGAAAAUUAGUCUUCCGUGCAUAAUAAUGAAUUCAAAAUGGUUUGUAUCAUUUUAACAUUUUACAUGACAAUUAGGGAAUUUUCUGACAUUCUAAGACUCUGCUUAAUUUAUUCUGAACUUUUGUAUCUAUUGUAACAGGAUUUAACAGUUGUAUGAUCAGCCCUGUGAAUGAAUUAAGGAGGCACAAAAUGUUAAAAUUGUUAAAGAUGUUUAAAAGUUUUAAGACAGAAAACAACCUCUGUGAAUUAUAAAAAUUAUAACAUUUCAGUAAAUUCUUUUAAAAUUUUACAGCAUUACUGAAGUACUUGCUAUUCUAAACUUUUUGAGGAAUUUUAAAGCCUACGUGAGCGUUUAUACGAAUGACAUAAAAUUGAAUUUAAUUCAUUUCAUUCUUUUUAGCUCACCUGUCACGUAGUGACAUGUUGAGCUUUUGUGAUCGCCCUUCGUCCGUCCGUCCACAAUUUCUUGUGAACAUGAUAGAGACCAUAUUUUGCAAGCAAUUUUGAUCAAACUUGUGCAAAACUUGAAUUGGCAUGAUAUCUUGAUUCCUUUCGAAAACUGGCCAGAUCCCAUCAUGGGGUCUAGAGUAAUUGCCCAUUAAAGGGCCAGAAUUUGCUAUUUUUGGCGUCCGUGUGUGGGUCAACAAUUUCUUGUCUGCAUGGUAGUGGUUUCAUUUAUGAUUUUAUUUUAACCAAACUUGCAUAAAACUUGUAUCAUAAUAUAGAGACCGUACCAUAGCUCUUCGCAUACUUUGAUUUUUCAAACUAAAGUGAUUUUUACAAGUGCACCGGUUACGAUAAAAAUGUAAACAACGGACUCUGUCUAUGAAACUUUGAAAUGAAUGAAUGACAGUCGAUCUCAGUCAUAAUACUGAUUGACAGUGAAUGCUAAUGACUCCAUGUGUUGCAGAAAGGUAUUUAGUUUGUAACUGUAAUUUCCCAUCAAUUGAAAUCCUCUCAAAACUGGUAAAAUAAUUACUUAUAUUUGGACAAAUCUCAUCGUCUUUGCCGUUCGGCAGCUGCAAAAAGGGCAAAUAUAAAAGAUUCAGUGUAAGUAAUAUUUCACUGGUACUGCCAGUUAGUAAGUUCAUACUCUGAACAACACGUCAGAGAAAUUUGUGCAGAUUUGACCAAUUAUGACGUUGGCAGCAUUAGAUUAUAUUUUUUCUUUACACAAAAAUUGCCGUUAGGUAACAAAGCGAAUACGCCGAUAAUCCGGAGUUCACUGAUUAUUGUUCCAGUUGACGCAAUGUUAUCCAGCAAUUAAACUGCAUUGCUAUUAGCUACUGCUGUUAUAGGGAAGUAGUAGAGUGUCUGCCUUAGGUGUGAGAGGUCCUGGGUUCGAGUCCCAGUUAGAGCUUAACUCUAUUUAGAUUCUGCUAAAGCAUAGUUUUGCUGUUAAUAGACUGUUCCAGAUGUUCUAAAUUUUUAGCACACAGUAUCAUGGAUCAGUAUUUAGCAAUCCAGAUCAAAGUUGAAUGUUAAAUCAAAUGCACCCAAUUAGAAAAUAUUGACUAUAUUAUGUCCCUUUGAUGUUUAUGCUCUCCAUGUUCAAGAAGAGUUACAUUUCCUUGAUCACAAAAUUUUCGUUAUCAUGAAAAUAUUAAAUGCUCAUAACUCCGCACUUCUGGUUAAAAUUUGUCUAUAUUUCUGUUUUUGAGAAAUAUAUGGACAUUUCUCUUCAUUUCAAAGCUUUUUAACUUCAAACAUAUGAUUUGAAAAACUUAGGUACUAUCUCUACAUAAUAAGAUCUUGGUUCCUUUCUUGAACUGGCCAGAUCCCAUUAUGGGUUCAAGAGUUAUGGCCCCUGAAAGGGCCAGAAUUAGCUAUUUUGACCUUGUCUGCACAAUAGCAGCUUUAUUUAUGAUUUUAUUUUAACUAAACUUGCACACAACAACUAUCACCAUAAGAUCUUGGUUCCUUUCUUGAACUGGCCAGAUCCCAUUAUGGGUUCCAGAGUUAUGGCCCCUGAAAGGACCAGAAUUGCUAUUUUGACCUUGUCUGCACAACAGCAGCUCCAUUUAUGAUUUGAAUUUAAUCAAACUUGCACAAAACUUGUGUCAACAUAAGGUCUCGGUUCCUUUUUUCAACCGGCCAGAUCCCAUAAUGGGUUCCAGAGUUAUGGCCCCUGAAAGGGCCAGAAUUAGCUAUUUUGACCUUGUCUGCACAAUAGCAGCUUCAUUUAUGAUUUUAUCUUAACCAAACGUGCACACUGCUUGUAUCAUUUCAAGAUCUUGGUUCCUUUCUUGAACUGGCCAGAUUCCAUUAUGGGUUCCAGAGUUAUGGCCACUGAAAGGGCCAGAAUUAGCUAUUUUGACCUUGUCUGCACAAUAGCAGCUUCAUUUAUAAUUUGAAUUUAAUCAAAUUUGCACAAAACUUAUGUCACCAUAAGAUCUUGGUUCCCUUGAACCGGCCAGAUCCCAUAAUGGGUUCCAGAGUUAUGGCCCUUGAAAGGGCCAAAAUUAGCUAUUUUGACCUUGUCUGCAUAAUAGCAGCUUCAUUUAUGAUUUGAUUUUAACCAGACUUGCAUCGUUUUCAAAAUAAUUUUACACAAAUGUUUCUUGGGUGACCCUCUACCAAAUUUCUUCGAAUAAUUUUGAUUCAUUGAAAAAGUGGCCGCCUGGGGGAGGGGCUUAUUUUCCCAUAUGGCUAUACAGAAAACUUCUUGUAUGAAACUACUGGCCUGAUUUGAAAAUAAUUUUAUUUGAAGUAACUUUAAGAAAAUUUCAACUAUAUUUUCUCAUAAUUCUUCUGAUUGAUCUUGAUUAUGAUUUUUUUACCUUCUUGUCCUUAAGUGCAGUGAUAACAGGUGAGCGAUAUAGGGCCAUUAUGGCCCCCUUGUUUUAUUUUUUAUUAUCCAUAUUUGCACAAAUUUCUACCUAAAAUAUUGUUUGAAGUUAUUGUUUAUGUUUACAACUGAUUGCCUAAUCAAACUGGAACUGUAUUUUUAGGGCAUUGGAGAAGUCUACAUGUAUAUACAUUAUUACAAUUCUUAUAUAACUGUUCUUACAUUAUUGUUUAAUUAACUUGUCAAACAUACAAUAGUUCUCAUGUUGUCAUCCAAUAGUGUGUUCAAGUUUAUGUCCUAGCUAUAUCUUGUAAACCCUUUUAAGAGAUAUUUAUGAAUCAUUAGCAGAUUGUAUAUCUUCUCAACACUGUAUGAAGAACUCGUGUUCUAAAUAUUCUGGUCUACGGCCAAGAUUACUUUGACCAGAAGACAUAUUAAAGUCACAGAUUUCAUGUCAGGACCAUAUUUUUACAUCCUUUUGAUGAAACUUAGGUUGAAUUUUCCACUCAUCAAGACUAUGUGCUGAACUGAUGAUUCUGUUGCAUUUCUCCAUGGACUGCAGGUCUUCCUUUCUUAAUUAUUGCACAAUUUACUCAAGUUUUGCACUACAUAAUGCUGGUAAUACGAAAUUAUAUAUCUGCAAAAAGACUUGUUAACUGAGAAUUUUACGAAACAAGUUUGUCAUUGCUCACUAUACCACCUUCAGUCCUUAACAUUAUUAACAGAAAUUCAUCUUCCUGCUCAACAGACAUAGACUGAGGAUAUUUGUUUGUUUCAGUAUAAGAUUGAAAUAUCGAGUGAACACCAGAUGCAACACUUUAACACGUGACAUAGCCGCCAGUGAAAAUAUAAAAUAUGGUAUUCGUUAGUGAAAGAUAUUUUCAUGUUUUGUCAAUUUUUUCUUACCAGUGAAAAAUAUAUUUAUUAUUUUUCCAUGUGAAAAUAUCAGAUAUUAUCACUCUAAUAUUUCGAUAAUUCACUGAAAAACAUGUAAUGAAAAUGUAUAUUUGACAGAUGAUACCAUUUUAACAAAUUUCUUUGUUCAUGCUAUAUUUUGUUACCUGUUAAAAUUGUGAGAUUUUAAAGAAAUAAAUGAUUUCUUGUUGUUUAA
Mercenaria mercenaria is the source of this 9660-nucleotide messenger RNA. RefSeq names its product putative ankyrin repeat protein RF_0381. The transcript has 9 exons. Gene Ontology annotation, molecular function: protein binding. Gene Ontology annotation, biological process: intracellular signal transduction. The coding region runs from base 519 to 1730 and encodes 403 amino acids. Lineage: Eukaryota; Metazoa; Mollusca; Bivalvia; Venerida; Veneridae. The record is from RefSeq and is a predicted model, not a curated record.